UGGAAAUCGGAAUUGCUGUCUCGGAGGGGUGAAUUCUUGGGUGCAUCUCUUCAAUCUUUUUGCGUAUCUCUAUGCCCUAACGGCAUCUCCAAUUAUUAAAGUUCUACAAACCUUUUUUUAUGCUCCCAAUAUGUCAUAUCAUGUCACAUUAAUAUUCUAAAAAUUUAUUGAAACAUCUCCAAUAGUUAUAAAUGAUUUAAAGCUAUAAAUGAUAAAUGAUUCAUAUAUGGGCCAAUUCAUAACAUGUAAUUGCAUAACUAUAUACAUAUUACAUCAAUUUCAAAAUAAAAUAGCAGUUUUAAAAUUUCAGUAUUGCUCUUGAACUAUAAACUUAGCACCCACAAUGGUUAGAAUUUUUGUAUUCAGCUUUUUCAUUUCAAAACCUUGCAUUGGAAUGCCCAGUUUGGCUUCUUACGAAUACACCACUAUUACUUAAAUAUGUGAUGCUUUUGAUCCACCGGCUUCUUUAAUUAAUAGUAUAUCUCUUUUAAUUUUUUUCCUCAUACAUAUAUUCGUUCUCUAAUCUUUUGUUAUUAUUUUACCCCAAGGUCUUCAAUGCAACUCCGAAACAUCGAGCUGCAGCUCCAUAUCCAAUUAUACUAUUUGUUUACUUUAUCUAAUAUUUCUCAAUCGUGUGCAUAUGUAUUUAGUUUAAUAUGCAACUCUACUGGUGUCCUGUUUGAUGAUUGACCUUCGGGAUAGGGAUGCACUGAAGAAACUUUUUGCUACAACCAAAUUUGAUGCUGUUAUACACUUUGCCGGAUUGAAGGCAGUGGGAGAAAGUGUUCAAAAGCCCUUGCUUUAUUAUAACAAUAACAUUAUUGGCACAAUCAUUCUCUUAGAAACGAUGGCCGAGCAUGGAUGCAAAAAGCUUGUAUUCUCAUCAUCAGCUACUGUCUACGGUUGGCCAAAGGAAGUGCCGUGUACAGAAGAAUUUCCCUUAUGUGCUACAAACCCUUAUGGACGAACUAAGCUCAUGAUUGAGGAGAUUUGCCGUGAUAUCCAACUCGGUGAUGGUGAAUGGGACAUAGUUCUACUGAGAUACUUCAAUCCUGUUGGCGCUCAUCCUAGCGGAUUCAUAGGCGAAGAUCCUCGAGGAAUUCCUAAUAAUCUCAUGCCAUUCGUGCAACAAGUGGCUGUCGGGAGGAGACCUGCUCUCACGGUUUUUGGAAAUGAUUAUUCAACUAAAGAUGGCACAGGGGUAAGGGAUUACAUUCAUGUGGUCGAUUUAGCAGAUGGGCAUAUUGCAGCCGUAGAGAAACUAUUUCAGAGUAAUAAAACAGGUUGCGAUGUCUAUAAUUUAGGAACUGGUAAGGGAACAUCUGUCUUGGAAAUGGUUGAAGCAUUUGAGAAGGCUUCUGGAAAGAAAAUUCCUCUGGUAAUGGCUGGAAGACGACCAGGUGACUCUGAGACUGUUUAUGCAUCUACCAGCAAAGCAGAGAAAGAGCUUAAUUGGAAGGCAAAAUAUGGCAUCGAAGAGAUGUGUAGAGAUCAAUGGAAUUGGGCUAGCAAGAAUCCAUGGGGAUAUGGGAAACCAAACGAAUCCGCCGACCCAUCAACAUAACUCGAUCAAUUCAACGAACUUAGUAUCUGAAAGUGGAUUUCUUUCUUCUUUUUCUUCUCCUUCUUUAGUAGCCACUGUUUGUCAUUUUUUAUAUCUCUCGUUAUUUCUGUUAUGUUUUCUAGUUGGUCAACUUGCCUGCCAUGUUUUAGCAUAAAGAGGCAUGUUUGGUUCAUAAAAUAAAAUAAAAUAUUAA
Zingiber officinale is the source of this 1757-nucleotide messenger RNA. RefSeq names its product UDP-glucose 4-epimerase GEPI48-like. The transcript has 9 exons. Gene Ontology annotation, biological process: galactose metabolic process; rRNA processing. Lineage: Eukaryota; Viridiplantae; Streptophyta; Magnoliopsida; Zingiberales; Zingiberaceae. Bases 683 to 1564 code for a protein of 293 amino acids. Gene Ontology annotation, cellular component: cytosol. The record is from RefSeq and is a predicted model, not a curated record. Gene Ontology annotation, molecular function: UDP-glucose 4-epimerase activity; RNA binding.